Lagopus leucura (white-tailed ptarmigan) is the source of this 474-nucleotide messenger RNA. RefSeq names its product phosphoenolpyruvate carboxykinase [GTP], mitochondrial-like. NCBI's taxonomy places the organism in Eukaryota, Metazoa, Chordata, Aves, Galliformes, Phasianidae. Gene Ontology annotation, cellular component: cytosol. The record is from RefSeq and is a predicted model, not a curated record. The annotation marks the transcript as partial. Gene Ontology annotation, molecular function: GTP binding; phosphoenolpyruvate carboxykinase (GTP) activity; manganese ion binding. The transcript has a single exon. Gene Ontology annotation, biological process: cellular response to insulin stimulus; cellular response to dexamethasone stimulus; response to starvation.
GGCCGCCUGAUGCACGACCCCUUCGCCAUGCGCCCCUUUUUCGGCUACAACGCGGGCCGUUACCUGGAGCACUGGCUUUCCACGGGCGAAAGGAGCAACGCCCGCCUGCCUCGUUUCUUCCACGUUAAUUGGUUCCUGAGAGAUAACGAAGGUCGCUUCGUUUGGCCCGGCUUCGGUCACAACGCCCGGGUUUUGGCUUGGAUCUUUGGGAGGAUCCAAGGGAAGGAUACGGCCAGGCCCACCCCCAUCGGGUUGGUGCCCAAAGAGGGAGCUUUGGAUCUGGAGGGGCUGCAGGGGGUGGAUUACGCUCAGCUCUUCCCAAUGGAGAAGGGAUUCUGGGAGGAGGAAUGCAGGCAGCUGAGGGAUUAUUAUGGGGAAAACUUCGGCGCCGAUCUGCCCAGGGACGUCAUGGCGGAGCUGGAGGCGUUGGAGGAGAGGGUGAGGAAGAUGUGAGGGGCGGGGAGGGGGGCUGGA